Racocetra fulgida is the source of this 1059-nucleotide messenger RNA. The record is from the annotation of a GenBank genome assembly. Lineage: Eukaryota; Fungi; Glomeromycota; Glomeromycetes; Diversisporales; Gigasporaceae.
AUGUCAUUUUUAAUUGAUUUUCUAAGUAAAAUAAUUAACCAAACACCUACAAAUAUUAAUAAUCCUGAUAGAUGUGUUUUCUGCCAAGAUAUUAUUUUAUCAAGUUUAGAUGAACUAAUAACAAUAUUAUCAUGCAGGCAUUUCUUUCACUAUGAAUGCAUUCAUAAUUACCACAGUUACUCUAAUUCAGAAUUGUGUCCUACUUGUCCAAUUUGUCGUGCACAAAGUUCAACAUCAGGUAAUCAUACUGAAACACAAAUUGAAAAUUCAAGUAACAAUAACCAAGAAUUAAAUGAAAUAAAUAAGGAUGAAAAUAAUCAUAUUGAGAGUGAAGAUGAGUCUGAAGAGGAUGAAGAUAGAAAUAGUUACAAUGAAGAUGAUAAUGAAAGUAGAGAUGAGUCUGAAGGUAAUAAGGAAGGUGAUGAGGACUAUAAUAAUGAAAAUAUUGAGGAUUAUAAUAAUGAAAACGAUGAGGAUUAUAAUAAUGAAAAUGAUGAGAACUAUAAUAAGUAUGAUGAUAAUAUCAUUGGUGAUAACAACAGUUUGAGUAAUAUAAGAAAACCAGUGAUUCAAGAAUUCAUAAUGGAAAUAACAAAUCAUAUAGAAGAUAUUGAGGAAAUAGGUGAUGAGAUUAAUGAUGAAAAUGAAAUGAACAUUGAAGAAGGAUCCAGUCAAAUAACGGCAAUGACUUUGGCAAGUCUUUAUAAAUUGGCCAAUAAAGCACGAGAAAAAACAAUUCGAAGUACAAGAGAUAAGAUUAUAUCAUGGUAUCGUUAUGGUGAAAACCAUGAAAUUAAAAUUAGAGAAAUGAUGUUGAACAAUUCUCUUUCUGAAAGAGCUGUUCAAUCAAAACUUUACAAAGAAAUAUUGGUAUUUUUACCAAAUAUAAAGCAAAGCCACUUGAGAAAAAAAACUGAAAAAGCAAACAAAGUAUAUGAUCUAUUUAGACAAAUCGGAGUAGACAAAAUUGAAUGUAUCACUACUUUUAGUGCAGAUAAAAUUUCUAGAUUUACUCGUAAUGAUAUACAAACUAUUAUCAACUAUUUUAGUACUCAUUAA